CCCCUUUUCGCCCUCUCCCGUGACCCCUUCCGAGGCGAUAAGAAACAACGGGUCCCUUAAGGCGAGGAACACCGCAGUCAGCACCCUCAGACACACGCUGCACCCCAACAGGAAGGACGUACUCGAUCUCCUUCUUCUUCGUCUUCAAUCUGUGGAAAUUAAGGUGUGGGAUGCGGUGGUCGGUGUGGGUGGGCGUGGCCGUGGUGGCGGCGGCGCUGGGUGGGGCGGGGGCGUCCUCCAGGAGCUCCGUGGUGAAGCAGGGGUACGAGGAGGUGGUGGUGGGCCUCUCGCCGCUGCUGGACGAGAGGCAGGCUGAGGAGGUCAUCGCCUCGGUGAAGAAAGCACUGAACGAAACCUCCCAAGCACUGUUCAAGGCGACGGGCAACAGACUCUUCUUCCGGAGGGUGAAGAUCUUGGUCCCGAGCACGUGGAUAAACGUCACGGUGGACAUGACUGCCGCCAGCGAGUCCUACGAGAACAGCGACUUGAGAGUGGACCUGAAGAACCCGGUGUACGGGGACCAGGUGUACACGGUGCAGCCCGGGGGCUGUGGCGAGCCCGGCCAGUACAUCCACCUCACGCCCACCUACCUCACCCACCCCGCCGCCGAGGACGUAUGGGGGCCCAGAGGCAAGGUGCUGGCGCAGGCGUGGGCGCGGCUGCGAUGGGGCGUCUUCGACGAGGUGGGUUACCCCGCAGACGAGCGCUUCCCUCUCUUCUACCGCACGUGGAACGAACAGCAGGACGUGGUGGUGAGGCCCAACUACUGCGCCGACGAGGAGAUAAGCGGCAGAUACGAGGACCGGAACACCGAGGGUUCCUGCCGCUACGUGGACGGCCUCCCGGAUGACAAUUGCCGCUUUGUGCCGGACAGCCAGCAGACAGCGACCACCUCCCUCAUGUCCUUCACGACCCUGGACAGUAUUGAAAAGUUUUGUACGGACGGAGGUGACGCCACCGGGAGCCACAACAGCGAGGCCCCGAACCGCCAGAACUUGAUGUGCGAGGGGCGAUCCGCUGCGGCCGUCAUGGCCGACCACCAAGACUUCUUGAACACCACGUCGCUGCCCGCGGACCAUAACGUGGCCCCCGAGGUGUUGGUGGUGCAGGAGGUGCCGGCCAAGUUUGCCCUGGUGCUGGACUACUCUGGCAGCAUGAGUGGCAAUAAGAUCACCAACCUGGCGAACACCGCCAAGAGGUGGAUCCUGUACGACGUGGCGGACGGCAGCUUCGUCUCCAUCAUCAAUUUCUCGGAUGAUGCAACAGUUGUGAGAUCUCUGACGGAGGUAUCAAACAGCACCCGUGAUGACCUCGCAAGCGCCAUCACCACCAAUACUCUCAGUUCUACCUGCAUCGGUUGUGGACUCAACAAGUCUCUCGAGGAACUGACGAACCAGAACAACAAGGUCAUCCUCCUCAUAUCAGACGGCGAGGAGAACGUUAAACCGUUUAUUGACGAUGUGAUGGAUGACGUGGUGCAGUCAGGCGCCAGGGUGGUCAGCAUCGCCUACGGAACACGAGCUGAAGAGAAAAUGGAGAGACUAGCUCAGAACACGGGCGGGAAGGCGUACAUUGUUCCUGAAUACGAUGACGGCAGCUUCAUGGACGACGCCUUCCAGGGCUCCCUCACGUACCAGCCUGGCCAGUCCAUCACCAACAUUGACAUCAAGAUCUACGAGGAGGUCAACGUGCCUUUAAAGGGGACCGUGGCCAACGGAACCUUCGUCAUUGACUCCACUGUGGGCCGCAACCUGGAGUUCCGUCUGGACACUAGCCAAGCCAUCCAGUCGAGUGGCCCGUACCUCGUCAGCCCCACCGGACAGAACCACACGGAUGCGAUUUUCACGAGCACCCUCAACCUGUGGACCAUCAGAGUCGGUUUGGCUGAGAGCGGAACGUGGACGUGGACAAUGUCUGUGAGCCCCUCCAGCGCCAGCGCCACGGUUACGGUGACUGCCCAGGCGAGGGACCCCGAGACUUUGCCAAUCUUUACCGAGUCCUGGAUGAACACGGGCGUGGACUACGUGAAUGCCACGCAUCAGCCGGUGAUCGUGUAUGCCAGGGUGACGCAGGGCAGCAAGCCGGUGGUGGGCGCUAAGGUCAGGGCCUACAUCACCACCCCCAACGCCAACGCGGCGGCGGUCGAGCUGGAUCUACUGGACAACGGAAACAACGCUGACGUGCAGGCGGGUGACGGCACGUACUCGCGCUACUUCACGCAGUUCGUCGCCACGGGGAGAUACGCCGUCAAGGCUCAGGUGUGGGAUGACGGCAGCUCGUACAUCAACAACGGUUUCAUCACCUCCCGACGCAGCGCCAGACGGUCCCGCUCCGCGCCCCUCGCCCUGGCCAGACUCGCCGCCUCAGAGCAGCUGGACGUGAACGAGCAAUGCUGCGGCAGCGUCAUACCCUUCAACCCAGACACGGCCACUAAGACGGGCGAGUUCACGAGGACCACUGCGGCCGGAUCCUUCAACGUCGUCGAGUUGCCCGUGGGAGGCGACGCUUUCCCUCCUGCCCGCGUGUUGGACCUCAGGACUUACGUCAGGGACACCACAACCCUGACGCUGAACUGGACGGCGCCCGGAGACGACUACGACACCGGCGUCGUGUCAGGCUACGAGAUCAGGAUGAGCGACAAUAUGACAGCUCUCACUGGGGACCUAAGCGACAACUCCACGAUAUCCCUCCUUGACUUGGAGACGUCCUCGAACAUGACCGAGCUUUUGAAGGAGGCUGGGAAGGAGGUGACCCUCGAAGUGACCCUCGAGGAGCCCCUGAAGCAGGGGUCCUUGUACUUCGUGGCACUUCAGGCUGUGGAUGACGUAGGAAACAAAAGCCCCGUGUCCGGCCUGGCGAGUCUUGCUGCCCCCGCCCCGCCAAGCGUGGACGACCGUUUGGAGGGCUGGGCCAUCGCGCUCAUCGUUGUCGGCUGCGUCGUGGGCGUUGUUUUGCUUGUCGGUGCCGGCUACAUUAUCUAUAAGAAAUACGAAUACGUGUAACCUUGUGAAAGUUCCAUCAGGUUUCCUCUCAGCCAGCGUUCUCAGUUCUGAUGCGUGAUUGUCAUGGUUGGGUGUUUGAAUGCACUUCGGGCAAGGCGUCAACUUUCCUUCCUCCACAUGCAGUCAGCUGCAGGCGGGAGACAGGGUUUCUGUAGAGUGUGGUUUAUAUCGCUAUGUACCAAGAGAUUUCUGAUGGUGAUGGAGUGAGUCCAUUGUACACUGCAAUAAAUAAUACAGCAGUUUGUAGGGUCCCAGCUACCUUUAACAUUUCGGAGAGGGAAGAGUUUGUUUGAUUUCCUUCCCACCACUCAACGCUUUAUGGAUUUUUAUGCACUUAGAUGUCUUAUAUACUGAAAUGUGGCGAAGAACAAGCUAUUUCAAACUUUUUGGCCAGGGUUUCAAGAAGGUAGGGAGGGCAGAAAAUAUGUUCAGCUUCAUUACCUUCACCAUUGGCUGCUGCGGUGGCUGUUAAGGGAACGCUGCCCCCCAGUGCUGUUACAUUACUUUGUUUCCUCUUCGUUGUUUGACGUGACGAAGCAGGAGGUUGAUAUAGUGUAGCUUCUGAAGUGGUGAUCUCUGUAUUUCUGGCACACACAAACAACAAAACAAGACUAAUAUUACAUGAACCACUCUUCAAAUAAUUAACUCGUCAAUGUUGAACAAGCUACCGCCAUACGUGACGCUACUUUAUUGCUCUCAUUGAUUUCCGUAUCUUUAAGGCGUCCAGUCGUUGUGUAAUAAUUGUUGCCAUUGCCAUCUGUCAAUAUAACAAAGAUUCUUAUUUCA
Messenger RNA from Eriocheir sinensis (Chinese mitten crab), 3788 nucleotides. Its product is annotated as calcium-activated chloride channel regulator 1-like. Lineage: Eukaryota; Metazoa; Arthropoda; Malacostraca; Decapoda; Varunidae. Gene Ontology annotation, molecular function: protein binding. The transcript is spliced from 20 exons. The record is from RefSeq and is a predicted model, not a curated record. The coding region runs from base 171 to 3002 and encodes 943 amino acids.